AUGGACACAAACAAACCACCGAAUUCCUCGAACACCCUACUGAUUUCUCCGAUCAAGUCAGACAAAGCUCAACAACAACAACAUCUGCAACAUUUGCAGCAGCAACAACAACACAACAUCCUGAGAAGAUUCAACAGCAACAACAACAACAUUGUUGCUGCAACAAAUCUGCCAUCGCCACCACCUUCACCUCCGUUCGACGAUGAAGCCAUCAACAAUUUCAAGCGCAACCUCAACAAAAUGAACAACAUCAACAACAAUAACAUUAACACAAAUAACAUCAGCAACGUUAACAACAACAUCAUCAAUCCUAACAUUAACAACAACUUCCAAAACAACACCAAUUACUCUACUCUAACUUUUAGAUCAAAAUACAACAACAACAACAACAUUUCCAACAACUUCAUUGAUGACUACAAUCAACAAUUUCGUCAACAGCACGUGAACAAUACUCGCAACAUCUUGUGCCCCAUCAUGACGUCACCUCAACAUUUUUAUAACGUGCAACAGAGACUAACAUUCAUACGUCCGCAGGUGAACGAGAAUCUCAACGAAAAUCAUUUUAUCGCAAGUCAAGUUCAAGGACGGCGUACCCUCGGCACUCGUUGCUAUGACAGUCUGCCACCUACUUCCGGUGCAGGGCCUAGCCUGUCGCAUAAAAUGGCUUGGAGGGCCGCCACAGGCCGUGGUUUACCUACCUCUGCUAUAGUUCAUAGUGUCGUCAGUUGA
Molecule: messenger RNA, 729 nt
Organism: Helobdella robusta
Lineage: Eukaryota; Metazoa; Annelida; Clitellata; Rhynchobdellida; Glossiphoniidae
Exons: 6
Coding region: 1-729 (242 amino acids)
Source: RefSeq, a predicted model, not a curated record